UGAAUUCGAUCAUCUUUGGCAUUGAAAUCAAAGACCACUCCCUUCCCUUUAUCGAGAAAGUUUGAUAAAAUUGGAGGAGACUCUAAUCUCAAAAAAGUUUUUUGACCCAAGGAAUCAUCUUCCAACUCCUUAAGAGACUUCUUCACUCGUUCUUCCCUCGCCAUUUUCUCUGACCCAUCAGCUGAUCUGAUAUAGAUCCUCAUGUUAUCCAAGACUUCUUCAGCUAUCUUAGGUUUUCCGGAAAGGUUAUCAAUACCCAUGAGCUUAUAAGGCACUAAGCCGAAUAAGGGAUCAUUGAUAUCCAUCGAUGGAACCACCUCAAUCUUACUGUUUCCCAACGCCUCACGAUCUCUUCCAACACCCUUGAGAGUCGACAGACUACCAAAAGGACACACCUCUUGUUCAUGAGUAAGUCUUUGACAAGUAUAACAUCUCUUUUGAAGCCUUUCAUAAUCAUAUAGAAUAUUAACUUCUUCACCGCCCGGAAUCGUCACUUUCUUAGCUCUUCUCAGCGGUCUUGAUACAUCAAAUUUCACAAGUACCCGCACAUAAUCCUUUGUCUGAGCCUUCUCCGGAUCGAAAGGAACUUCCACCACCUCACCUGCAAACUUGCCUAAGUCAUGUAUGGCUUCCGGAGUGUAGUGAUUCACUGGAAUAUUCCUCAUCUGAACCCAUACAUAUAGAAACUUCAGAUAGUCUGCCGGAGGCCUCUCCACCCAUCUCUCGAGCACUAUAGACCACAUAUUACUGGUAUGAGGUCCACGGUGUAAUACAUCCAACAGAUCCCUUUCAUAUUUGAAAAUGAACUGAAAUCUAUCUUUGGAUAGAGCUACUCCUCUAACUCUAUCAUAUAACUGCCAUUUUCUAGGCAUAUCCAAAAUGAGAUCAGUCAUCUUCUGACAUCGAGGAUUUAGCAAUCUUCCAAUUAGACUCAAGUAGUUUCUCUCUGUAGAAUAAUACUCCGGUCUAUCUGGGAGAACAUACGGCUCAUCAUCUUCCUCCAACUACAUCUCUGUUAGAGCUCUAUCUAAAUUCUCUGCCAUACUUCCAAUUGAUUCCAACCAAUAACACUACUACUUUCUACCCCACUUCCUCACUCACUCGCAACGAAGAUUUCACCCACUGCAGAUUUCACGAACUGAUGUUCUGAAGAUCUCUCUUUUUUCUGGAUAAGAACCCUAGAAUAAACGUCUGAGAUUGAAACCCAAAGGUAUUAUCUGUAAAACUAACGGAUAGGAUACAAACGGGAAAAGGGUCCCAGCCACUUGCCCAAUUCUUGGGAAUCUAAACGAGAGAGAAAUCGCCUUUUUUUUAUUUUCAAAAUUCCAUUUCAACAACUUUCAACCAUAUCAAAAAUUGAUACACAUUGCCAUUUUAAUUCAAAUCAAUAUAUAAUGACACAUAGAUACUGCGACCUGUCACUGAUUAACACAUCCCUAUAAGUACUCCUGUCUUCUUAACCACUCUUCAGACACAUAAACAACCAAAAAAAACCAAAAGCUUAGAUUUGAGACAAGAAAUAAUGAAGUUCGGGAAAGAAUUUUCGUCGCAGAUGGUGCCGGAGUGGCACGAAGCUUACAUGGACUACAAUCAUCUCAAAUCUCUAUUAAAAGAGAUCGUCAAAUUCAAACGCAAAAACAAUCCUCCCCACGGUCACGGCCAUCAUCUCCACCGGAAACUGACUAUUUACCGAACAUUCAGCGGCUUACUGGCAAAGUCGGGGAGAAAGAGACAUCCCCACGGCCACGGUGGUGCACAGAUCGGUCCAUUUUCAGAUUCAGACGACGACAUCGAGGAAGGAAUAAAAUCGGCGCCGAUUCUGGUCCACUCGGCGAGUCACGGAUACGAGACGACGUUUCUGAUGGCGGCGGAGGAAGGAGGAGAGUACGAGACGGUGUUUUUCCGGCGGUUAGAUGACGAGUUCAACAAAGUGGAGAAGUUUUAUAAAGAGAAAGUUGAAGAAGUGAUGAAAGAAGCUGUGAUGCUUAACAAACAGAUGGAUGCGCUGAUCGCGUUUAGGGUGAAAGUGGAGCAUCCUGAUGGUUGGCCGUGGGAGGAGCGGACGGUGGAGAUGACUCGUUUAGCUUCUAAUGUCGAUAUUUCCGCCGCCGCCGUCGCAGCUUCUACUCCCGCCGGUGCUAGAUCCAUGAAACUUGGAGCACAAGCUUUAGAAGCAAUACAGGAAGGAGGAUCAAGUAAAGCUGGUAAAUCCGACGAAGACGAAGAUGAAGAUGAUGUGGAGAAAGAAGAAGAUAAAGUCGUUUUCGAGGACAUAAGUAGACUAAACGCUGUAAGACCAUCUUCCAUCGAGGUAUUGGACCGUGUCAAGAUCAACAAUACGAAAGAAACACCUCGUUCCACAAUUAAACACGUUCUAAAGUCCUCGAACCCGGAGCUCAAGUUCAGCAGAGAUAACCUGAGAAGAGUCGAGGAGAAGCUCAGACGCGCCUUCGUCGAGUUCUACCAGAAGCUUCGCUUACUCAAGAGCUACAGCUUCUUGAAUGUGUUGGCGUUUUCCAAGAUAUUGAAGAAGUAUGAUAAGGUCACUUCGAGGAAUGCUACAAAGUCUUACAUGAAAAUGAUUGAUAACUCUUACCUUGGUGGCUCUGAUGAGGUUAUUAGACUCAUGGAGCGCGUUGAAGCUACAUUCAUUAAGCAUUUCACCAAUGCUAACAGAACAAAAGGAAUGAAUAUCUUGAGACCCCAAGCUCAAAGAGAGAGACAUCGUAUUACAUUCUCCACAGGUUUCUUGGGUGGAUGCAUGUUUUCUCUAGUAGUGGCUCUAUUCGCCAUCAUACGCACCCGGAACAUAUUGCAGGAGGAUGGCCACAAAAAGUACAUGAACACCAUGUUCCCUCUUUACAGCUUGUUUGGGUUCAUUGUGCUGCACAUACUUAUGUAUGCUGCAAACAUUUACUAUUGGAGGCGGUAUCGAGUGAAUUAUUCAUUCAUAUUCGGGUUCAAGCAAGGAACAGAACUUAGCUAUAGACAAGUCCUACUUGUGGGCUUCAGCAUUGGAGUUCUAGCCCUUCUUUGUGUUAUUGCCAAUCUUGACAUGGAGGUUGACCCCGAAACUAAUGAUUACAAAGCAUUAACCGAACUUCUUCCUCUUAUCCUCCUCAUUGUUAUGUUUAUAGUUCUAGUCUUACCAUUCAACAUCUUCUACCGCUCGAGUCGCUUGUUCUUCCUCACAUGCCUCUUUCAUUGCCUUGCUGCUCCUCUCUACAAGGUAACUUUACCUGAUUUCUUGUUGGGAGAUCAGUUAACAAGUCAGGUGCAAGCUCUUAGAAGCGUCCAGUUUUACAUAUGUCACUACGGUUGGGGAGAUUACAAACUCAGACAAAACACUUGCACUGACUCAGACACCUAUAAUGCUUUCUUAUUCAUUGUUGCUGUCGUCCCAUAUGUCUGCCGUCUCCUUCAGUGCUUGAGACGUCUAUUUGAAGAGAAAAACGCAGAACAAGGAUACAAUGGCAUAAAAUACUUCUUGACAAUAGUGGCUGUCUGCUUAAGGACAGCUUACAGUGUGGACAAGGAUAAUCAAUUUGUUUGGAGAAUGUUAGCUGGGAUCUUCUCAGCUAUUGCUGCCAUUUUCUGUACUUACUGGGACUUGGUUUUAGACUGGGGUCUUCUCAACAGGACUUCUAAGAACCGUUGGCUCAGGGAUAAACUCCUUAUCCCUCAAAAGAAAGUAUACUUCAUCGCCAUGAUCUUGAACGUCUUGCUUAGAUUUGCGUGGGUGCAGACCGUGCUGGAUUUCAACUUCUCCUUUAUGCAUAAACAGACGAUGGUUGCUGUUGUAGCUAGUCUAGAAAUUAUCCGCCGUGGGAUAUGGAACUUCUUCAGGUUAGAGAAUGAGCAUUUGAACAAUGUGGGGAAGUACAGAGCAUUCAAGACGGUUCCAUUACCGUUCAACUACGAUGAGGAUGACGACAAAGACAACUAGUUGUUCGAUCUCUUGUCUUGAAACUGUCUAGUGUCAGAUUAUUCAACUAUAUUCAUCCACAUCGAGUAAGAAAGAAGACUGGGUAUACAAAAGCUGACCCAUCAAAGAUCAAGAAGGAGAUGUUAGUCUCAGUGGCUUGUAAGAGUUUUUUUAGACGUUGUAGUUAGUUCUAUGACUAGGAGUUACUAUCUAGUUGAUGGGAGGUAGAGAAUCCAUUAAGCAAUGUACUAUGUAUUUCUCGUUUUGAGUUUUUUUUUUUUAAUGUCAUAAGUUUCUCAUGUAUA
Molecule: messenger RNA, 4230 nt
Organism: Brassica napus (rape)
Lineage: Eukaryota; Viridiplantae; Streptophyta; Magnoliopsida; Brassicales; Brassicaceae
Product: phosphate transporter PHO1 homolog 5-like
Exons: 9
Coding region: 1523-3946 (807 amino acids)
Biological process (GO): phosphate ion transport; cellular response to phosphate starvation
Cellular component (GO): cytoplasm; plasma membrane; trans-Golgi network
Molecular function (GO): inositol hexakisphosphate binding
Source: RefSeq, a predicted model, not a curated record